Messenger RNA from Seriola dumerili (greater amberjack), 4769 nucleotides. RefSeq lists its product as uncharacterized. The record is from RefSeq and is a predicted model, not a curated record. NCBI's taxonomy places the organism in Eukaryota, Metazoa, Chordata, Actinopteri, Carangiformes, Carangidae. The transcript is spliced from 6 exons. The coding region runs from base 217 to 1359 and encodes 380 amino acids.
GACGUGUAAUGUUUUUUUGGAUGCACCUGAAGAUGGCGCUCUUUCUAUGUCUGGUAAUGUACAACUACUGACGGGCUGAGGAAGAAGAAGAAGACGGCCUGGAGAAGGAGGAAGUACCGGGAAAUAAUCAUGAGUCAGACGGCGGAGGUGGUUAAGUAGCAAGUUCCCAAUUUAAAUACUUCCAACCCGCUACCUGUCAUCUCUUGUUUCUCACUCAUGGCGGACUUUGGCGAUAACAGCAGCCGGCAAGCGGAAGAACACGACGGGACGAACAGCAGAAACGUCCCGGAGCCUCUAUGCGGGGCAGAUGAUGAGCCCGGGGUGACGGUCCCUCGGGAGAUCUGGUCCUCAAAUCAGGACCAGAAGAGAAAGUUAGUUCUGCAUGUCGACCUGAACAACACCAUCCUGGUGUCGGACGCCGUCACGGGCGAGGGGACCGUAUCUGCGCUGGACUAUUUCCUCUCAACCGUUACCUGGGGGAAGAUGAGCAAACACGGAAAAUGGGAAUGGCUGAGUGACUCGCCCUCCCUGCUCCCGCCGUGUCCGGACGCUGUUAGUUACUACUCUCAGUUUGGAAGGACGUAUAGUUUCACGUCUGCUGCGGGACGACGUUUCCGCGGGGUUCUGGAUGAACACCUGAAUCUGCUCCGCUGGCCCGAGGGCGUCAAGGGAGACAAAGAGCUGUCUAUAAAAGGAGAGGACGGACGGCUGUACCACUGGAUCCUCCCCUCCUUCUUCCAGCUGCUCAGAGACCUGGUGCAGGAGGGACGGGAGUUCGCCAUCCUGUUUCGAACGUUUGGAACUGACCUACCUCGUGUACUGAGAGCUGUGGACAAAGCGCUGAACGAAGGGGUUCAUCCACUGUUCCCCGAUCUGCCUGAUCUGAAGUUGAACGUGAAUAUGACUCCAGGCAAGAUCCGCUGUAGCAAGAGAGGAAUCGUCUUGAGUCGAGCCGAGGCCCGUGUGUCCACUCAGGAUGGAGAGCGAGCCCUGUAUCAGUACUUCAACUCAGUCCAGGGCCUGGGAGGCUUUCAGGACCACUUUGACUGGUGGGUCAGUCAUACCUACUCCAUCCAUGGGGGGAAGCCGUUGUGGGUCGACCCCUUCGACCAGAGCGUUCAGCAUAUCUUCAUAGACGACAACAUCCGGCAGAACGAUAAGGACACCAUAGUUUAUCCCAAGGUUUUCUUGAGCCCAGGUGGUGAUGAGACUCGUACAGCCAGCACCUCCGAGCUGUAUGACGUUACCUUGGUGCAGACUGACCUCCUCCGGGCCAUCUCUGACCCCAACUACUUCACUCACCGCGUCCGCAUCUGUCUGGAAAACUAUGAGAGGAACCUCCAGCAGGGGUCUGACUAGAACACACUUUAUCUAUGUGACACACUCCAGGAAAUCCAGAUAGGACCAUCCAGGCACAGACAGAGGAUGGAGACACAGUAGACUGUAGAUGGGAUUAUUUAACACAAACGUUGACGACUUAUUGAGGGAUUUGAGUUAAUUGAAAUACAAAUAUAAGAAGAUUACGUCUGGAGGAAGGUUAUGUGAAUGAGUGUUACUGAGGAGGGAUCACUGUUAUUAUCCUAAAAUGAAGUCUUGUAGAAUAUUUCCAGAAGAACAAACCAAAUGCACCUCAGCGAGAUUUAGACAUGUGGCAGUUUGAUAAGUAAGUCAGUCAAUAAGUAAGUUUUAAUUAAUCUCAAACGGUUUAAAAAACCACACACACUUCAUCUGCUCCAGGACAGCAGAGAAACAGUGUCGGCUCAUAAAGAGAGCCCUUCACAGUCAGACUGUACUGUCUGCUGUCCUGAGGUGAACCACCACAAAGAGUUGUUGACUUAAUUAAGCACCAAAUUGCCCAGACCAGACUCUUUGAUUGCAGCAAAGGCUCUGACUAAUCACGCCACAGGAUAAUUACCCUAACUGUUUGAAAUUUGUGUCAGACGCCAUAAUUGGGGUCAGAAAGUGUUGCGUUAGUUGUCUAAAGUAGAAUCCAUGGGGGUUUCUGCUUCUGCUCCUUAUUUGUCUUACUCAGGGUCUGACAUGCUCCCUUAGAUCGUGUUGGAACUUUAUUUUAACUCUGCAUUGUUUACAUCCACUCAGAACUGACACUUAAUACUUUAAUAUUUCCAGACGACUGAAAAAGCAUCUGAUUACUGAUGAUCAGAUUUAUGACUGUGUAACUUAAAGGUCCCGUAUUUGACACUUCUCCAGUGUUUUAUUUGAAGUGUUGAUCCAUAAGAAGAUAAUAAUUGUGGUUUUUAGUACCAUCUCAGUGUAGUUUUACAAUUUCUCUCUCAGGCGUCUCUCUGGAGCCCUAGUAACAACAAGUCAGUCAGCCAAUCAGAAGAGAGCUCUGAGCCUCUCUUCUGAUUGGCUGACUGUUUCCUAGGUGAAAACAGCGAAUAGCGAAUAUGUUGUGACAUCACAAAGUUACAGAAGUAUUUAUUUAUACAGUUCUCUGUGGACUGAGCGCUUUGAUACUUUCACAGUAUUAAUAUAAAACCUAGAGCUGCUUUAUAAUCGAAAAAGACGUGGAAAUCUCACUUUAUACAAUAUGGGACCUUUAAGGGUGGGUGAUGGGUAAUUCAUGACAUUUGGCUGAAACUCUGUGACUGCAUAACAAGUACGAAUCACACCAUAGUUAGAUUUAUAACAAUAUAUACAUUUUCUCAAUGUAGUCUAAUCCAUAUCCAUGAUGCGUUUUUCCGAGCGGUGCGAUUAGACGGCGUCAUGUCUUCUGGAAGGCACUGGGACGUAAUUAGGUUGAAUAAGAGCUUGGGAUGUGUUUGCACUGAAUUAUUUACUGUAGAUUUUAUUAUUUGAAAGCCCCCCUGUGUGAAACAUUUAAUAAGCUGAAUGUGUUAUGGUAAUUUUUGCUUUAAGGGUUUUAGAAUAUACAAUAUUUAUUGUUGAGCUUCCAGGGAGAUUUUUAAUUUGUUUACCUCAGGUCAUUUUUAGAGAAACAGCUGAAUGCAAACUAAGAAUCUAAAGACCACUGAUGAAAUGAAGGUUACUGAGGAGUGAUACCAGUAUACUUUUUCACUAUACAGUAUAUAGAGCAUUGAUCUCCUUGAUAAAGAUUAAGUGCGGGUGCAGAUGGUGAUAACAUUACAGUAUUUUACUCUUGCUCAGCUUUCACAUCUGAGUUUCACUUCACGAAACUCUGAAGACAAAAAGCUCUACCACUAAUUCUUCCUCAAAAUCUCAUUAUGGCACAAAAUUAAAAUCUGUGCACCAAAUUAUGCAGCGAGGUUAUCAGAGCAUCACUGCGCUCUACAUGUUUAUCACAGAAUUUUAAUAAGUGUUGCAUUUUUAAAUAAAAUGAUCAUUAAUCAAAUAAUGCUGUCAUACGGUAAUUACAUUAGUCCUCAUCAAAACAGUGUGAGCAGUAGUCGUUCCUUCAAGUCUAUGCAUAACAAUACUAAUGAGGAAAAGUGGGCAGUUGAUGGUGAAUAGUAAGAACGACUUCUGAAAACUUUGUGUAUUUAAUAUUAGAUUUUACAUUAUAGUAAACCCUGCAAUUCAUAUAAUGCAAAGUGAUUACUUCACUGCAUCAGUUUAGUUUUUCUGUUCUGUGCUCUUUAUUCAAGACACCAGCUCUCAGAUAUAUGAAUUACUUGCAUAGGUUUGAUCGUCUAAAAUACAGUACACUAGAGUAAUACUGUAUUUCUCAAAACAAGGAAAAAUGCUUGCAAACACUGAUUUAUGAAUCUGCUUGGUAACAAGCAGUGAAGCUAAUAACUGGGCUAAUAUAGGGCGGGUUUAUUUUGAAGACCGAGCAUGUGACCGAGGAAUCUGCAGCGUUUACGUAAAAACAGCAUUUUGUUGUAAGGGGAGAAAAAAAUAUCUUGUUAUUGUAGCUACUGCCGUUAAAACUUAGCAAUUCUAAAAUACUGUAAUAUUACACAUUGGAGUCACAUCCAGACAUGUGAUGCACAUCACAUCAAAACAUGACAUGUUUCAUUUAUAUAUUUUUUUCUGAUGUUAAAUAUUGCCAUUCACUGUUAAAUAAACCUUUACGGUUUUUGUUACACUGUUUGAUGUUUUGCAUAAUGACAACAUAAGAACAUAACGGCUCCAGAGAUAAAGGAAGUAAAGUCAAAUUGUUUUAGCUCUCGUCUUGAAGAAGAAGGUCAGAAUAAGAUCAAUGGGGAAAAUAGUUUGGGACCAAACACACAGCUCAGUUCAUGUAUAGAUCAUCGAUAGGGUAUCGAUUGUUCGAUUGGUGUAUGUUUGAGCAGCUCAGGUCCACUGGGGAUUAAUUACAGAUGAUACAAAGUGUUGAGGGCAAAGGUGUGAUGAGUAUCUGCCUUGAACAUUAAAAACAUCUUCCUACCAUAUCAAAGCAAAUGUUCUCAUCUACACAUUCAUCAGCUGCUGCGGUGACUUCAAAUGCAAAUAAACCGUGGAAGCAGGAGACCAAAUGAUGAGGGAAAUGCUUGUCAGAUAAAAUACUUCCCGACAUGGGUUUAAAAUUGCAAAACUGGGCUUGACAAAAAUGUUUGAAAUGAGGUCUUAACGAGGUGUCUCUACUUGUACUCUCCUAAUAUGCUUGUUUAAUUGACUGCUUCAUUAUGGCAGAGGUCAGGCACGUUAAUGCGGGACGAGUCAUGUGUGCGUGUCCCGGACAGAUUGUGAUUGAUGAUGGGAAGCGUUCCUGGCUGUUGAACAUUUGAUGGUUUACUAACAAAGCAGAUGGUACAACAGUGUCAGCCAAGACGACUGUAAAGGGAACUAGUGGAGCUGUAACAUAAAAAGUCUAAAUCUCA